AUGUCAGUUUUAAGUCAAAAUUCAUUAUCAGUCACCAUUCAAUCGGACAGCACGACGACCCUUCGACUGUAUCGACAACAAGCCAAGGCAAUUACCUCUAGAGCACCAAUACCAUACGGAACGAUUCCCAAGAGAAAACCAAAAGCCGAAUUGAUUGAAAAAGAAAAGAUUUCAACUGAAUCAUGGAUCGACCGUGCCCCUUCUGUCCUGAUGGCCUUUGUCCAGUCUGUCCUGAACCGAAAACCAGAACCAGAACCACAAACCCCAGCCCCUCGCCUUGGAUUCAUGCCGCGCUCACCCCCAAAGACCCAGGUCUUUACUUCACCCCUAGCCGUCAUAGCCCCUGUCAGUAGUCCGAUUGCCUAUGACCACCACGAUGAUGACUAUGGCCAAGAAUCCUCACAGCCAUCAGUCAGUUGCCUUAGCACAAGCAGUGGCAGUUGCACUUCAACAACGAGUUCUUGUGGUAGUCUGACCAGUUCACUUGAUUCAUCUGCUUCCGAAGACUCCUGCUCGACUGUUGACGAUGAUGACCUUGUUUCGAUCAUUCGUCUCAAUAACCCAAUCACCACCAAUACUGACGCCAAUAUCAAUAUAAGCACUAAUAACCUUCAUAACAAUAACAAUAAUAACAGCAUGACCACUACUGCACUGUCAGAUAUCUUGUGUGAUCAUUACAUCCAGAGAUACUCAGCAGCCUCUUGCUCUGCAGAUCCUGAUACGCCAGAGGCAGCUUCUUCUAUUUCUGACAACCUCGAUGUCCCACUUGAAACAUUUGGUGUGUUUGAGGCACCUUUGCACACAAUUGAAACAAACCCCAGGGAUGAAAAUUGGUACAUCUGGGAAAUACUCCAGACACCCAAGGAAUGGACACGUGUUGACCCUGCGGCCCUCAAGGACCAUCAUGAACAACAAUUCAUCGGCUGGAGAGAGUCUGACAAACAAAAGGCAAAAAAGAACAAGUCCAAAAACAAAAAUAACAAUAAGCAAGAUACCAUUAUUGCUUGCAACAGCAACAGCAAUAACAAUAGCGAUUGUACUGUUGACGCCGCCGAUUCAAUUACAACAAUUCUUCCAUUGAAAUCCCAAUCCCAAAAGAGAUCGGAAUAUCCAGAAAUGGGAAGAACCUGCCACGCUACACCACAAGCACAACCACAAUCACAGGUACAGGCACAAGUACAAGUACAAGCACAAGCACAAGCACAAGCACACCCACAUCAACAGCCAACAAAAGUAACGGUGACGGCGGCAACGGGUACACAAACUUUACCGCCUUUGGGUACACCAACCGAACAAAGUGAGCAAAGUGAGCAAAUUGAGCGAAUUGAGCCAGAUAGCCUUUCAUCCCAUGUCCGAGCCGUUCGUGCCAAUGAGUCCCACCUGAGAAUGAUUGUAGCCGAAGUUAAUAUGAUGCGAGCCAACAAGAUCGUGUGUCCCUUGAAGCCGCGAGCCUUUUUAGCCAAAAGGUCUGACAGAUUUCUUUCCCGCCAACCGACCCCGCUCAGGAACGAGGUCCCUGGCCAUGAGAAUGCGAAUGAGAAUGAAAAUGGUGAUAGCAGUUGCCGCCCAGCAUUUUUAUUAAACACUCUUUUGUGUCAAGAUCGCCUGUCAAUGUCAAAAUCGACGUCAAAACAGUAUCUCCAGUCCUUCUCACCAAAAACAACAACAAAAACAACAAAAACGAUAUCACCGUCAGAAUCAUCGUCAUUAUCACCAUCAUAUUACACUACAGUCCAAGCCUAA
This is a messenger RNA of Phycomyces blakesleeanus NRRL 1555(-), 1743 nucleotides long. RefSeq lists its product as hypothetical. The transcript has 2 exons. Lineage: Eukaryota; Fungi; Mucoromycota; Mucoromycetes; Mucorales; Phycomycetaceae. The record is from RefSeq and is a predicted model, not a curated record. Bases 1 to 1743 code for a protein of 580 amino acids.